Molecule: messenger RNA, 2010 nt
Organism: Micromonas pusilla CCMP1545
Lineage: Eukaryota; Viridiplantae; Chlorophyta; Mamiellophyceae; Mamiellales; Mamiellaceae
Gene: CYCD2
Exons: 4
Coding region: 250-1602 (450 amino acids)
Biological process (GO): mitotic cell cycle phase transition; regulation of cyclin-dependent protein serine/threonine kinase activity
Cellular component (GO): cyclin-dependent protein kinase holoenzyme complex; nucleus; cytoplasm
Molecular function (GO): cyclin-dependent protein serine/threonine kinase regulator activity
Source: RefSeq, a predicted model, not a curated record
CACCGGGGUCGCGCGCGCGCACGAACGCACCUUCGAGGAGUUCCUCGCGAGUUCGCCCCGCGCCGCCGCCGCGAAGAAGGACGAGGCGCCGCCGAGACGCGCGCGCGAGAGAGGAGGGCGAGAUCGACUUCGUCGAAGUCGCCGCUCCCGCGACCGAGCGCGAAUCCCGCGCCGCGACCGCCCGUCUCCGUCGCGCCCGCGCGCGCCGCGAUCGACGCGAAAAGGCACGGACUCCCUGAAAACGUCGACAUGACCACCUCCUUCAACGCCGUGGACUUCGGGUUCCGCCCGAUACGCCCGGACGACGACGUCGCGGACGACGCCCCGGGGUGCAGCAGCGAGGACGCCACCGCGUGGUACCCGCUCGCGCGAGACGACGAUUUCCCCGACGACGACGCCAUGGACGCGGACGACGCGCUGUUCAUCUCCGAGGACGAGACGCUCCCGGACGCGACCGGGUUCGGCGCGCGUCAGCGCGAGCUCGAGACGAUCGCGGCCGCGAAGCGCGAGGAGGAGACGCGCGCGGCGCAUCACGGCGGCCCGUUCCUCGGCAGCACGCUCGGCGAGCUCGUGGAGCGAUUCCGCGCGGGGUCGUGGGCGACGCCCUCGGACGUGUGGGUCGAGGUGCUCGAGACGUUGCGCGAGCGCGAGAAGACCAAGAGCGGGGAAGUCCUGGACCCGUCCACGGCGCGGCACAUGAAGUACCGGACGACGCUGAUCGAGUGGAUACUCGAGGUGUGCGCGGACCUCGGGUUCGGUCCGACGACCGCAGACCUCGCGGUUCGAUACAUGGAUCGCGUCCUGAGCAAGGUGAACGUCCCGAAGACGAGCCUGCAGCUCGUCGCGAUGUGCUGCCUGGAGGUCGCAGUGAAAUUCGAGGAGAUCGAAAACGACGUCCCGUCGCUUCCGAAGCUCCGGAAGUGCGCGAGCAACGUGUACAGCGUGGAGAUCAUCAAGAAGAUGGAGCUCGCGGUCCUCAUCGAGCUCGACUGGGACCUCGCGACGAUCGUCCCCGCGCACUUCCUCGAGGCUGUCCUCGCGGUCACCGGCGGCGGCACGUCGCCGCACGACGUCAUCGGCGACCGCCCGUGGACCCCCGCGUGCGUCUCCCAGCUCCGCAAGCUGGCGUGCUACCUCCACUCCAUCUGCCUCCAAGACUCGCACGUCGCGACAAACGCGUCGCCGUCGCUGCUCGCGGCGUCGAUCAUCGCGAUGGCGCGCCUGCAGCUCAACAUCUACCCGGUGUGGCCCGCGGAGUUGCGCGUCGCGACGGGGUAUUCGUGCGACGCGUUGGGUCCGGUGAUGUCGAAAAUUUUGUCGCUCUACAAAGCCGCGCUGCCCGCCGGCGCCGCCGUCAACGCCGGGCCCGCGGCGGCGACGAACCCGAGCGCGCCGCUGGACGCGGUGAUCACCGCGCUGGAGGAGGAGGGCGCUGUUGGCGCGUACGCGUAUACGUACGGAGGGGAUUACGAGGGCGGCGCCAUUAAGGCGGGAGAGAGCAGGGAGACGCUCACGCCGUCGCCCACGGGGCCGCUCGACGGCGGAUUCUUCGAGCUCAUGGAGGACGACGUCGAGCUCGAGCGCGACGCGGUGUUCGCGUGAGAGGUGGACGCGAUUAAUCAUCUGCGUCCGCGUCGCGGUCGCGUCGCGUCGCGUCGGCCGCGCGAUAGAAGAGGAGGGUGGGGUGGCGUUUUUUUGGGGGAUCGGAAGGAAGGAAGGAAGGAAGGAAGCAAGCGUCUGGAGUUCGGGGAGUUGAAUUCACGCGCCGACGAACGAGGUCUGCGGGGUUGUACGAGAGGGGGGGCGGGGGGAGAGCCGUGAAAAAGUUUUCACGUCCUCUCCAACCAGGACGCGUGGACGACGCGCGAGGUUCAUAAUCGAUCGCGCUUUGAGCGGCUGUCGCGGAUAUCAUCGCGACAGCCGGCGGCGUUGAUCGAAGGGUGACCUCUCGCGUCGCGCGUCGCUGUAUCACCAAAGUAGUUUUUAAUUUACGACGAAGUUAUCGACUGA